CUCCUAUCAGGCUUGCGGCGGAGGGAGCGGGGCCUGCCCAGCGCUGCGGUGCGGUGCGGGCGCGGGGCCGGGCCAUGUCCGAGUACCGCAUCUCGGUGGAGGAGCUGAACGACCUGCUGGCCAACGGCAGCGGCUGCUACAGCCUGCCCAGCGCGCACAGUAACGAGGUGGCGCCCCGCGUCCACGUGGGCAACGCGUUCAUAGCCAAGAAUAUCAUGAGGUUGCAGCGCCUGGGCAUAACCCAUGUGCUGAAUGCAGCAGAGGGAAAGUCCUUUAUGCAUGUGAACACUAAUGCAGAGUUCUACGAGGGCACAGGCAUUACCUACCAUGGUAUUAAAGCUAACGACACCCAAGAGUUUAACCUCAGUCGGUAUUUCGAAGAGGCAGCUGACUUUAUUGAAAAAGCUCUGUCCCAGAAGGAUGGCCGAGUCUUUGUACACUGCCGUGAAGGAUACAGCCGCUCCCCAACUCUGGUCAUUGCUUACCUUAUGCUUCGCCAAAACAUGGAUGUCAAGAGUGCAUUGAGUAUUGUCCGGCAAAAGCGGGAGAUUGGUCCUAACGAUGGCUUUCUGAAGCAGUUAUGCCAGCUCAAUGAGCGACUGGUAAAGGAAGGCAAGCUGAAGCCCUAGAAUAUAGUGUCACAGUCUCUGUAGAGGACACUCUGGACUGCUAAGGAAUGCAUGUUGGAUACUUUAGAUACACAAAUCCAAACUGCCAUGUUGGGUCAUGUUGUGUGAAGGAGACAGAGUUCCCUUUCUCCCUUUGGUGAAAGUACCUCCCCACAGUCUUUUAAGUCUGUCUUUUAAGAUGGCACAAGAUUUUCUCACUCCUAGGAGCUGCUGCAAUAAAGAAAUGUUAGAGGAAUGACUCCAAUGAUGUAUCAUGUAUCUUUGCAUCAGACCCCCUACCCCCAGUAUACGAUAUCCCAUGAUAUAUGUCCUUUGCAUUCAUUUUGAAUGUCAUUUGUUCAUGUCUUACCAAUGUUGCUCAGCUCUACUAGUGUCCAAGAGCAGUAAUGUCUCCUUUCACUUACAGUUGGUUGGAAUACUGUAUUUUCUAAAAUGUGUAUCUCAUGCACACAGGUGCCUAGAAGUCUUGAGUGUAGGACGUUUCAGAGAUAAAGUAUAUAUGCAAAUGCACAAAUGCACUCUCUCCUAUAAUGAAAUGUUUAUAGCUUUGUGUUUGGUGUGGCCAUAUAUAAUACACUAUACACAGGCCUCAAGUGUGGCAGCAAAGCCACCUGGAAUCUGGUGUUAAUACAAGUUCCUUUGUAUAUAUAAUUUGUAUAUCUGGUGUUUUAUGUUUCAUAUUAAGUAGAAACAAAGUGCUCUUGUAACUUUAAAAUUCAGAUAGGCAUAACAAAAUGUAAAGAGCAAGUCUUUUAAGGAAAGUCUUGAAAAAGAAAAGGCAAGAGUGUGAACACUGGUAUGGGAUAAGAUUUUGAACAGAAGAAAUUAAGAACACAAGCUCACUGCUCAGGAGGGCUUCAGUGAAUUCCAGUCUCUUUUCUUUAACCUCUAUAUUAAGCUUGGAAAGUUUGAGUCUGAAUAAGCACACGCAUUGGAGGGGCACUCACAGGUAAUAGCAGGCCGAAUUCUGAGGUGUCCGUUGCAAGGCACAGCAUAAACAUGCUUCUCCUAGGUCUGCUUGCAUGAUUUUAUUAAAUGGAAUCAAGCAUUCCAUUGUGUUAUACAUUGUGUGAACCUGGCAAACGUUUACUUUAAUUUCUUCUUUAAAGUAGGUGAUACGUUAGGCCUGUCUGAGGUUCUGCUGUGCUGAGGAGUCUGCACUAUCUGGAGAAGAAGCUUUUUUUUAUUAUUAUUUAUUUAUGGUAAGUGCAUAGCUAAGUGUGAGCACAUAGUUUUAAAGCUAAUGUGGUGCCAUGUGUACUGAUGACCCACCAGAGCAAAUCCAGAGCUGUUAAUCCUAAUAGAACCUUAAGAUGUUUGUACAACCUUGUUCAGCUUUGUGCUUUUGUAAAUUUAAUGGGUAACACUAUAACAACCCUUGUAUUAUUUAUGCACACCAUAGCCAGCACUGGCUUUAUCAUUUGUUUUUCUUUACUCAGAUGAUUUAGUCAUAAAAUGAUCCUUUUUUCUUAGUACCAUGUUGGAUUUCAAGGAAAUGGAGACUGGGUCAUUUUUAGGAUUGGAAGGAAUCUUACUCCUGUUGUGUUCCUAGUCAGGGUAGCAUUUGCCAGACCAAACCCACAGUCCAUUGUAAUUCCAUAGGUUGCAUCCAGCAAUGGCUAGUUCCAGAUGACUUGGCAGAAGGAUAACCUUUGAAUGAAUGUUAAGAGAACAAUCUGCCCAUUAGUUGAGUUUCUUCUUAACUCUGUGCAGUUAGCAGUAGCAUUGUUUCUUCCUUGAUCACCUAAGUGUCUGGAUUUGGUUGCCUGCAUUGUAUUCUUGGUCAUCUGAAUGCCAAAAAUGCCACUUAAGCACAGAUAGGAGCUCUGUUCUUGGUCACGUAACCUGUGCUUAGACUGGACAUGUGCAGUAAGCGACACAUUAGCCACGUAUAGAGCUGGGACAUGUACACAUACCCCUUGUAGACAUAAGCAUAAUCUAAGGCCUGAAAAUAUAGGCAGCCAAAAUCCAUGAUUAGCAGGACUCAGCCUGAGGGGUGGGGAGCACCUUCCCAUGUUGAAAGAAAGGAAAGCACACAAGAUUUCUAGUCUUUUUUUCCCCCAGUAACUGAGUGGCUGGGGGGCUUGCCUCAGAAGCUGGAGGACCUGAGUUCUAGGCCUCCCCUUGUUCAGAGAGGAUUUAAACCUUGGUUUCUCUGACUUUCCAGCAUAGCAUUCUUAAUACACCACUGGUGAGGCAUUAUCCAGCCCCUCCUCUGACACUUCUUUUGAAUCUGAGUCACUGCCUCUUGCAUUUUAUAUAGUCAUUGGAAAACAAACUGCUGGAGAGCAGUUCAGAAGGAAAGCUUCUGCUUCACUGGAUGCAAGGCCCAGAUUAGAACCCAGGACCCCCUCCUAGGUCAACAGCCACCUUACUUUACUUACUUAUAUCUGCUUUUUAGUUCCCUGUCUUCCUUCUGGCCUCAGUGGUUCUCCCCACAUACUUCCCUCUCAUGGCUGCCCAAAGAGGCAGCUUCAGAAAGAGUUUGGAAGAAGGGACUCUGGCUUGGUGGACAAAACCAUUGGACUUCUCUUCCUCCCUCCUAUCCCUUCCCCUGCAAUCCCCAUUUUGCUGCCAGUGUGUAUGCUCACUCAAUCUGUGUACACAGGCAAUGACAUAUGCAUAGGUCAUGUGACCAGGAAUAGCAUUCCUACCAGUGCCUGAGUGGCAUUUUUGGAACUUAGGUAACUGAAAAUGCCUUAAACCAAACCAAAAUGGCAUAUAAACAAUCAAAUCUUGACACUUAAAAGACCAGGAAGGGAACAGAAUGCCAUUUUAUUAGGUUUUAUUUGCCAUGAGGCAGAAAGAGUUAUGUCAUUUAUAGAUUCAUUCUAUAUACUACAUGUGCAGAUAUUUUUCACUACCAGUAUAUAAAUGUCUAGGGGUAUGACUCCUGGCUUCAGUCAUAUCUUGUAGCAUUGAGUUCCACAGGAUAAUGAUGCAUUUUUGAACCUAUUUCUUUAAUUAUUGAUUUGAUUUUCCUUGAUUGUCCCUUUUUCUAAUAUCCUGAGAUGAUGUAUAGGAACACCAGACUCAUCUCCUGUAUUAUUCAAUUUCUGUUUGGCAUCCUGCAGUCUUGUUUACAGAGAAUUCACUGCUGCUUAUUUCUUUUGGAAAAAAAGCUUUUGUCUCUACCAACAGCAGUGUAUUGCAAAUGGAUAUCCUAUAAUGUACAGAAAAAAUAUAUAUACACAGCUUUGAUUUACUACUUAUGAAGCCAGGGCUUUGACCCAAUACAUGAGCUAAGAAAAACCUGCUGCUAUUAUUAUUUAUCAUUAUUAUCCCUUAGAUAUUUUGAUUUCACAGAUGGCCUUGAUUCAUCUCUUUUGUUCUUUGAGGAAUGACUAAUAGGAGUUUGACCCAAAAAAUCCAGGAAGGAUCUGGAAGAUUUUGUGUAAAUGAAGUUCAUGUGUCUGGGAUCUGUGUCUGUCUUUGUACAGUUCUGUACUUUCAUGAUGAACCACCUACAACCAGGAAGAAAUAUUGCUGCAGAAACUGUCAGCAUAUCACUAAAAUGAUGAUAUCACUAAUACCAAGAAAGAUCAAACAAACAGGAUAUACUUUUCUAAUAAUAGGACUCUGCUUUUCCUUGCCAUGGUGCAAUCUCACUAACCUCCCUAGCACUGUGGCUGCUUUACCCCAAUGUAAAUGAUAGCAGAAUCAAGUCUUGAAAAUAUACAUCCGAUACCUGUGGCAAGUGAAUUAACCAAACAGUAAGCUCUCCAGCUUGUCAGACUAGAGUGACCAUUUGUCCUAUAUUUGCUGGGACAGUCCUAUUUUAAACACCUGUCCCAGGCAUACCAUCAUUUUCUUCAAAUUAGUGCUUCUCUCCUGCUUUCAGAAAUUUCCUCACUAGAGGUGGUCCCAUUUUUAGAACUGUUUGGGAUUCUGUCCCAUUUUGAGAUUCAAGAAAUAUGAUCAUCCUGUGUCAGGCACACCCUGUUCUUUUGGUUUAUGCCCUUUAAUAUUACAUGCUCUUCUGCAGAUGGUAGCUGGUGUGCUGUCAAAAAGUGGCAGGCUGGCUGCAGGAUGGGAUCUGAGCCCCAAGGUUGCACAGGCCCAAUCCAGCAGCCCCUGGACUCCAGUAAGGGUAGUUGGGCUGGGUCCAUCUAGCCUUGGGGCAGGCACCCCAGCCAGCCUGUUGCUGCUUGGCAGUGGUCCACACCAGCCCAGCAGGCGCAGUGUCAAAAAGCAGCAGGUGGGCUUCAGAGUGGGAUUUGAGCUCCAGGGUUGCACUCUUCCCAGACCCCAGCAGGGGUAGCUGGGCUGGGCCUGUGCAGUCUUGGGGCUCAUAUGCCGCCCCCCACCACCCCAGCUUGCCUGCUGCACUCCCAAGGCAGCCAUUUCAAUGGGGUGGGGGGCACAUGCACUCAUUCCCGCCCUGCACAGGGAAGAGACUCUGCCUCCUCCCUGCAGCAGACCUGGGGCAUGACAUGUAACCCUCUCAGGGAACGCUAUACAAGUUCCUUAAGGCACUCUAAUUUAGUGUGCCUAAAUUUACUAUCUGAUUUAAUGAGGGUUACUUUUUCACAAGAUCAGCCAUUUUAAAGUGCUCUGCAGCUGUGCAUGUGUGUUAUGACAUGGUUGUAGAGUGCUUUUAGGGGCUUUUCAUGUGAAAAAUGUCACUUUCGCCUGUGCCCAUAAUUUUUAACCCAGUGUACUGUUCAGUCAUCAGAUGUUGUAUGCUUUUUAGUAUAAAGAUAACUGGUGGUGCCAGGUCUUAUAGAAAGGAUAAAAAUAGAUUUCCUUCAUCAUAAUAUGAAACUUAUAAACUACCAAAAAGAGGGGGGGUGUCUUUUUUUCCGAAACAUGUAGAGCUGCCCACUGCCAUAAAUAUAAAUGGUAAGAGACUUUUAAAAACAGAAGAGUAGGCAAAUAACUCUCCAGUAUUAAUGAUUAGGCAUUUUUACUUACAGUGAAGACAGUUUAAUCUGGAUUUGUGUUAAUAUGUUUAUCGCAAAUUAACAGGACUGCUUUUUUGUCAGGAUAUAGAGAUAGUACUUUGCAGAAGGGCUGAUGUUCCUUCAGAAGACACAUCUGUCACAGAACAAAAAAAUCUGCUGUGGCAGAUUCAGUACAGUGAAUAAGCACUUUAUUUUGUAUGGCUGUGGGAAGUUUUAUUUUUCUUUGACAAAAGAAGCAACAUUAGCUAAUAGCCACUCUGGAAUGAACUGUUUCACAAUAAUAUUCUUGUGCUUCAUAUAGAAAUAAAAAUGCUCAAGCUACUUCACUACAGCACAGACAGAAUGUAUAGUUUAGAAAAGAGAUUCUUCUAAAGGCUUUUGUUUAAUUCCUCACUGUCCUUAAUUUUGUGAGUUUUUGCUUUGACCAGUGGCUGACACGAGAAAGAAAAUAUGUUGCUUUUGACAGCAGAGGUGUUGCAGUACUUCACAGCAUGUCACUGCAACUGACUGGGGUGAGCAGAUGGCUUCCUGAAAUUAAAAGACAACUUGCAAAACUCUUUCAGCAUUGGGGAGGUGUGGUCUGAAUGUAGGACCAGUAGCCACUAGCUCUAAUCCCUUUUUGAAUGUUGAUUCAGUGUGCUGGCACUGAACAAAUCACUUUUUCUUCUGUAAAAUGUUGAUAUUUCCCUAACAGGGCUGUCAUGAGGAUUAAUUAAUCUCCGUAAGGAGCUUUGAAGAAAAAAAUCCCUGUAUAAAUUCUCAGUAUUAUGUAAUCUUUGACUUGAAAAUCUUCUGUCACAUUUAUUUCCCUCUAGCCAAAAGAAAUUAUUGCAGUAGAUGUGAUAGUGACCAUGCAUUUCAGUCAUUUAAAUUUGUGCAGUGAGCUGUCUUUUGAGAUCAGGGACUUACUUGGUCUUGGCCAGGAGUCAGCACCCAACAGCAACAUUUUUUUCCUCUUCAAUUUUAUGAAAAUUUAUUUUACUAGUGGAAAAAGCUUUAUUAUCAGACAGUCAGGAUAAUGGUAUUCCACGUAGCAUAGCGGAAAGGAUCUAUUCUAAAUUAACCCUUUUACAGUGCAUUCAUUUUGUGGUUUUUGCCAGUGAGUAAAUCUGAAAAUAGUAUAGGGUUGGGAAGUAACUUCCAUAGGUUUAUUAUUGGAAAUUGCUAACCUUACAUGUUCCCAUACUUCAUACUCUUUGAUGUGUUAAUGACUGAUACACAUGGGGAACUUUUAUCCUUUUGUUAUGGUAAUCUUUGUUUAAAAAGUCUAAGAUGUAACUGAAGUUGUCAAUACAUUCUAUGAAUUUAAUGCAAACAAAUAAAAAAUUAAACCUGCUGAAGCUAGUGUAUAUAAAUACAA
Gavialis gangeticus (Gharial) is the source of this 6893-nucleotide messenger RNA. RefSeq names its product dual specificity phosphatase 3 (gene DUSP3). The record is from RefSeq and is a predicted model, not a curated record. Lineage: Eukaryota; Metazoa; Chordata; Crocodylia; Gavialidae. Gene Ontology annotation, cellular component: cytoplasm. Bases 75 to 629 code for a protein of 184 amino acids. Gene Ontology annotation, molecular function: MAP kinase phosphatase activity; protein tyrosine/serine/threonine phosphatase activity. The transcript is spliced from 3 exons. Gene Ontology annotation, biological process: protein dephosphorylation; negative regulation of MAPK cascade.